AUGGCAAAGAAGAAGGUGGCGGCAAAGCAAUCGGAGGCUAUGGCCGAGAGGGUUGCCCAGCUUCAGACCAAUCCGGUCUUUCAUGAAAUGCCCAAGAGGGAGAAGAAGGUCAAGUUGGAUCCUCGUUUCCAAAAAAUGUUCAGCGAUGAAAGAUUUGCAUCCACCAGUUCUAAGAUCGACAGAAGAGGGCGUCCAGUUAAUGACAAGACUCAAGAAGAACUUAAAAACAUUUACGAGAUUGACGAAAACUCUACGUAAGCCUUUUCUUCUGCUCAUAUAAGAGGUUUGCACAGAGGAAUUAAAGUAUUCAAAUACGAGUACAUGAUGCAAAAACCCCGGGAGGGCUAUGGCGGGUUACGUUACAGUAAGACGAAUUUACAAGGGAAGUAUCCCAAGUGCGACGCUCAGAUUUUCUUUAGUUUUUUUCACACACAUAGGUUAUGAACUAAGUAUCAAUUCCUGAAAGUUUUAGCUCGAGCUUUGCAAGCGCCGCCGAGAUAUUGAACGAUCUUUGCCGCCGAGAGAUUACGCUAAACGCGAGGAGCGGUCAGAGAGAAAAACACUUUUUGAUCAUAAUUUUGCUAAUUUCGUGCGGAAAAAAAUGAUUUUUUAUGAAACAUUACCCUGUAUGAUAGAAAUAGGCAUGAAACUUUUCGUGCCGAAAUUCGGCAAAAAGUGUCAAAUUUCCGCCAACUUUCGAUCUAGAAAUCUCGGUUGUUUCUGCAAAGCGCGAGCUAAGAUUCUCGCAUAAAUUUUAGAAAAAAUUAUUCUAAAUCUGUGCCAAGUUCCAUCAAAAUCUGAGCGUCGCAGUUGGGGUACUGCCCCUGUUAGUUCAUAAAAGUAGAAAUAUUAAUAUACCCCUCUUUAUUCCGGUGUUUCAAGGAAUACUACUCGCGGCAUAAAGUGCCGACAAUUUACACAGUGCGUUUUUCUCUGGUUUUUUGCGUUCGUCGUUGCGACCGUUUUUGCAAUUGCGACGUGCACUUUUCGCGAGCUCACUCAAAUUUUCGCGCGCGACGUCGGCAAAAAAUUGUUCGGACUUUUUGGUGCGAGUACGACUACGCGUAGUGCUUAAUAAUCGUGUCCUAGUACAUUCGAAUACAAGGUGGAAUACAGGGUGCUACCUUUGUGCCACGAUUGGAAUCAAAAAUGAAAAAUUCAAAAUUUUAAGUUCCUCAAAAGACUUUAAGUUUGAGCGUCUACAGGGCAGUUAGAUGAUAUAAUUUAAGUUUUUUGUUCAAACACAACAUUUCAUUUUCAGGCAGACAAUUUAAUAACCGAAAAUAAUGAACUAAAAUUUUAGUUUUUUGUUAAUUUUUACUGUAGUCUAAUAAAUAGGUAUAACAUGUUUGGUAUCGAACAAAAGGAGAGAGUCUGAGGAUUCAGGGAAAAAAGGUUUCGGAAUUCGACCCAAUAAAGAAGUUACUGACAAUUCAAAUCGUGCCACAAAGAUGCCCACCCUUUACGUUAAUCCAUGUUGGUAAAUCAGAUUAUAAUUGUUUGGUUAUAGUAGCGAGGAUGAAAAGACCCCAGAACCCACAAAGCGCAUAGAUUUGGCUCGAGGCGAAGGGAAUGUUGAGUCGUCGUCAGAUGAAGAAGACUCUUCAGAAUCGGAAGACGAAGUCGACGAUGUUUGGGGAGAACUUGAUUCUGGAGUUAGACAAGUUGAUUGGACAAGUUCCCGGAUAUCUGUCUGUCAAAUGGAUUGGGAUAAAAUCAAAGCCGAGGAUAUUUUCAUGGCCUUAGAAUCCUUUAAACCGGCCUCAGGCGUAAUUAAAUCUGUGGCUAUUUAUCUGUCGGACUUCGGAGCCCAGAAAUUAGAAGAAGAAGAUAAAUCAGGCCCGAAGUUGAAUAUAAAGGAGGGUGAAGACAUUGAUCAAGAUAAUCUGUAAGUGUCAGCGUAGCUUCAAAGCUGUCUUUCUUUAGACCUUCUGAAGUUAUCCGAGCUUAUCAAUUGGAUCGAUUUAAGUAUUAUUAUGCAGUCGUUGAAUGUGAUAGUGACGCUACCGCAAGUGCGAUAUACGAGGCUUGCGAUGGACUUGAAUUUGAAAGUAGCGGUGUCAAAUUUGAUUUGAGAUUUAUCCCAGAAGAAAUGGAAUUUGAAGUAAGAUUUUGCUGACAUUUAGAAAUUAUGAAUAGUUUAUGGGAAGUCAGGGGAGUUUUUUGUAGUCCGCAAUAAAACUUUUCACUGUCCGUAAAUGAGUAUCUUUUUCUCUACAACUCAAUGUUUAGCAGCAAAUUAGUAAGCUUCUCGGAUAUUAACUUUUGUAAACGACUAGUAGGACUUUCUACUCUUUCUUUCGAGUAAUUCACAGGAUGAGCGGACUCUGAAUGGAAAAUCUUAUUAUACAGGAUGUUUCAGGAAAUUCCACGGAAAGCGUUUUUCCAGUUUUUGAAGAAUAUGGGCGGUUUUUUGCCUAUGAAAAUCAUUUUCUCCGCCAACGCGGAAAGCAGUGUAUUCAGCGGAGACUUUUGGGCACUUUUUCGGUAAUCACACUCAUCUUAAACGCUUUUAAGUGGUUUCUGAUGGUUGAAAUGAGGAUUUUUGUGUUUAUCAAGCGUUCGGCGACGGUACGGCAGCCGCUUGCCGUAUGUUAAGUCAGCUGCGGACAAGAAAUGGCCCAACACAAUUCUUAUGGUCUGGCAAGCAUUCUCUGCAGGUGUCGUAUACCCUCCAAAAUUUUAUCGCCAAGCCUUGGCAGAAGUUUAGCCAUCGAGAAACCAAUUGGUGCACAAUAUUUUCCGUUUAAAUUUCGCUUUGCCCUGCUGUUUCAAACAUCCGCACGGUGCGCUCCGGCUUUAUCGGGUGUUGCAGCGACUGCAUUGCACCGUGCAGUCGCUAUCGGAUCGCAUAGCGCUGUAGCCGGUCUUCUGAUCCAUUGUGCAAAAAAUUUGAAAACUUUCCGGACGCUUCAGUGUCACAAUAAAGCGUUAAAAAUUCGUGUGAUGACCGAAAAAGUGCCCAAAAGUCUCCGCCGAAUACACUGCUUUCCGCGUUGGCGGAGAAAAUGAUUUUCAUAGGCAAAAAACCGCCCAUACUCUUCUUCAUUAUGCAAAAAAAUAUUCUUGGAUAUCUUGACUGAGCGCCAAGAAAUCGUCAAAAACUUUCCACGGAAUUUCUUGAAACACCCUGUAUAAGAGUGAAGAAAUAAGACCGAUUUUGGGAUUUUGAAAACACACAUACACACUUUUUGCUUUCUCGAGCUUUUUUUCUCAUGUCGGCCUCAUUUUUUUCCAUUCUAUUUUUUCAAAAAAGUGAGGAAAGUGUUUUUAACGUUUUGCUUCGGAACGACCGGUGCGACAUUAUUAUUGUACAUAAUAAUGUGAUUAUUAGGAUAAAAACAUGUAAAUUUUUUGUACGUCUUCUUUGUAUGAAGAGUGCUUCACCUUGGACACUAAUUGGAUUCUUUCUUGUUUUUGCAACUUAUUUCAUUUGCGGGCAGUAAAAAGCGUCCAUAACUGUUCGGUAUCAACAAAAAAUUAUAGGAUGAAAGGAUAAAAGAAAAGGUUACAUCGGAAGAGUUCAAUGCCAAGAAAUAUCAGCCAAAAUAUAAUGUUCAAUCAGCUGCUGUGAAGAGGUCUAAUAUCAAAAUGGAAUGGGAUAACACUGAUUAUGACCGUCAAGUUGCCAUGCAGAAAGCAUUUGAUCCGGAGGCCGAUCUCGAUGAAUACGCGUAAGUUAGGUUAUCUUAGAUUUAGUUUUAUUUGUUUCAGUGGGUUGAUUGCUUCAGGCUCGGAUGACGACGACGAUCCCGAGAUCAAACUUGGCACCCAAGCUUUACUCAGUGCUGCUGGAAUUACAUCAUCCAAAAUGGGGGCGAAUGUGGUAAUGAAAGGAAGUAAUAUAGCAGAAGAUGAAGACAUCGAAAAGGAAGAAGCAGAAAAGUCCAUUAAUAAAUCAGAGAAACACAAAGGGUUGACACCAUUCCAAGAAUAUUUACAACGACGAAAGCAGAAACGAAAGGAAAGAAAAGUGCAACUCAAGGAGAAACGACAAGUUCAGAAGAGAGAGUUGGUCCCAAUCGAAAAAGCAAAGCCAAUUGAGGCCAAGAAGAAGAUGAGACUCUCAGAAUCGGCUUCCAAAUUGACGGUUAACACCGAGGAUCCUCGUUUCCAAUCUCUUUUUACUGACAGUGAAUUCGCUAUCGAUAGGACUCAUUCACAAUUCAAAGGAGGGAUAUUGGCGGAGAAGCAAGUCGAGGAGAAAAGAAAGAGGAAAUCCAAAAGGACGACGGAGUGA
Molecule: messenger RNA, 4240 nt
Organism: Bursaphelenchus xylophilus (pine wood nematode)
Lineage: Eukaryota; Metazoa; Nematoda; Chromadorea; Rhabditida; Aphelenchoididae
Source: the annotation of a GenBank genome assembly